AUGACCGUGCAGUUCUGCAGCGACUGCGGAAACCUGCUUCCCAGCUCGCAGGAUCGCCAAGUCAAGUGCGACUGCUGCGCCAAGCUGUGCAAGAACACGCUGCUCGGCAGCGUCAGCUUCUCCUCCACGAGCGACUUCCCCUCCGAGCUGCGCAACAAGCGCAUCAUCAACAUGCCGAAACAGCUCUCCGCGCAGGACACCUGGUCCCGGACCGACGUGAAAUGCCGCGAGUGCGGCGCCGAGGAGGUCCAGUACACCGCGCUGCAGCUGCGCAGCGCCGACGAGGGCACCACCAUGUUUUACUCGUGCCCCAAGUGCUCGGCAAGGUGGAACGAGAACAACUGA
This is a messenger RNA of Ustilaginoidea virens, 345 nucleotides long. RefSeq lists its product as uncharacterized. The transcript is spliced from 3 exons. Gene Ontology annotation, cellular component: RNA polymerase I complex. Gene Ontology annotation, biological process: DNA-templated transcription; termination of RNA polymerase I transcription. Bases 1 to 345 code for a protein of 114 amino acids. The record is from RefSeq and is a predicted model, not a curated record. Gene Ontology annotation, molecular function: nucleic acid binding; DNA-directed RNA polymerase activity; zinc ion binding. Lineage: Eukaryota; Fungi; Ascomycota; Sordariomycetes; Hypocreales; Clavicipitaceae.